GUUCACAUUUACAACAUUAGAACCUGUCCUGAGCUCUGAUUUGUCUCACCAGUGAUGUGUCGAAGGAGAAGGCGGGGCUUCGAGCAGACAGCAGUGAGUCAGGAGAGGGGGAGGAGCCUCGCAUUGCCAGAUGGAGAGGCUGUCGUCCCCCUCCGUGGAGCUCACGCUGUCCCGGUAACGUGACCUGGAGGGACGCUGCCUCCGAGCCUUGACGGACAGCUGGGCGCGGCCCUUCUGGAUGCUGUUGUCCAGCAGCUCGGUCUCUGGGAUCGCCUCGUUCAGGUCUGAAACACCAACACAGAGACACAGUCAUGGCGUUCCCUCGGCUGCCUGCCCCGAUGCUGUUGGUUUCAUUCAUCCUUCUUCUCUACUGGACGACCUCCUCAGCAGGGUCACAUGACCCCACCUCAGCUGAUCUGUCUCCGCCCUACAGGGUGAAGAGAGACCUGAAAGACCCGCUCACGGUAGUCAAAGAAGUUAUUGGAAAGAUUGACUCCAGUAGGUUGUCAUCUAUGAUGAAGUCCCUCGCCAACUUUGCCAGCCUGGCGCCCGGCAAGAGCUCUGGUGUUCUCAACAGAGCCUUAACCUUCACCCCUCAGGAAGACGCUCAGAAGGAGCUGUUUGCUGAGGUCAACAGGAAGCUGGACUCUCUCUCCAUCCAGAUCUCCAACCUGGCAACAGACGUGGAGUGGUUCAACUACGCCAGCGUCUACUCUCAAGACGAGGUCCGCAUCCUCACUGCCUGGAACAAGUUCAAUGAGUUUCGUAAGAACAGCGCGUUGGUAGAUAAUGAGGAGGCCAAAGUCCGGCUGGCAAAAGUUUUCACCAGCUACUAUGAGAACACAGCCACUGAGGCCAGUGUGGCCAACCUCUACCUUUACCUGACGGUCAGCAGCACGUCUCUCAGCGGAAACCUCAACGAGCUGCUGAAGAAGAAGUUUAAAUGCGGCAUUCCUGAGAUCGGCAAAUAUAACCUCUAUUUCAGCAGCUUGCUGUGGAAGGGGAUGGUCCUCAACCAGGUCUACUGGAACCUGAUCGGCUUAAAUCCAUCAGGCAAAGAAGAAGAGCACACCCAGAUGUUCAAGAACGUGUACAGAGCUCAGAUAUCAGCUGUGUGGUUCUGCCUGGACAACUAUAAGCAGUACAUGAUAAAGGAUGUGGAGGAGAUCAGCAAAGCAAACAGUCCUGACAACAAACAAAACAUCGCUGUUCAGGUGAAGAAUAAACUGGAUCAGAAGUACAACUGGUACAAAUGGGUGGUGCUGGUUUACAACUCAUCCCAUCUCCACAGGCAACGUCACUUUUGCUGUGGGCUACACUCUGAAAGGAGACAAGACACAGAGCGUAAAUUUGAAGCGUAUUGUCUACCUAUGCUUUGAAGAUAUACAAUGUGAGGGAGGUCCACUGAAAUUACCAGAAUGUUAUUCAACAUUUUUAUUUCCGUAUCUCACAGACAAAGUGACUCGUGCCACCAAUGGGCAAGACGUUGCUGAGACCCGACCACCUGCUAAAUGUAAUUGGUU
This is a messenger RNA of Micropterus salmoides (largemouth bass), 1523 nucleotides long. RefSeq names its product SE-cephalotoxin-like. NCBI's taxonomy places the organism in Eukaryota, Metazoa, Chordata, Actinopteri, Centrarchiformes, Centrarchidae. The record is from RefSeq and is a predicted model, not a curated record.